Messenger RNA from Alnus glutinosa, 518 nucleotides. RefSeq names its product abscisic acid receptor PYL11-like. The transcript has a single exon. The record is from RefSeq and is a predicted model, not a curated record. NCBI's taxonomy places the organism in Eukaryota, Viridiplantae, Streptophyta, Magnoliopsida, Fagales, Betulaceae. Gene Ontology annotation, molecular function: signaling receptor activity; protein phosphatase inhibitor activity; abscisic acid binding. Gene Ontology annotation, cellular component: cytoplasm; nucleus. Bases 12 to 518 code for a protein of 168 amino acids. Gene Ontology annotation, biological process: abscisic acid-activated signaling pathway.
UGACACAAGCCAUGAUGAGUCGCUUCCACAAGCCCCUUCUCUCCCCAAACCAGUGCGGUUCAAGCCUAGUCCAAACAAUAGACGCACCUCUCUCACUAGUUUGGUCCAUGGUCCGCCGCUUUGACAACCCACAAGCCUACAAGCGGUUCGUGAAGACUAGCACCAUGCGUCCAGGCUACGGUGGCAUCGGAAGCAUACGCGAUGUGAUGGUCAUCUCCGGCUUACCGGCCAGAACUAGCACCGAGAGGCUUGACAAGCUUGAUGAUGACAUGCACGUCAUGGUUUUCAGCGUCAUUGGCGGCGAUCACCGGCUUGUGAAUUAUCGUUCCACCACAACCUUGCAUGAGGAGGAAGAUGAAGAAGGCGUGAAAACUGUCGUGAUCGAGUCGUACGUGGUAGAUGUUCCGGUGGAGAAUAGUAAGGAGGAUACGUGUACUUUUGUCGAUACUAUAGUUGGAUGCAACCUUAGGUCUUUGGCUAGGAUGACGGAGAAUAUGGCUUGCAUAUUUAAUAAUUAA